Molecule: messenger RNA, 922 nt
Organism: Culex quinquefasciatus (southern house mosquito)
Lineage: Eukaryota; Metazoa; Arthropoda; Insecta; Diptera; Culicidae
Product: phenoloxidase-activating factor 3
Exons: 3
Coding region: 132-905 (257 amino acids)
Biological process (GO): proteolysis
Molecular function (GO): serine-type endopeptidase activity
Source: RefSeq, a predicted model, not a curated record
UGUUUAAUCGAUUGAUUGAGGAUGGCGAUCAGCAGCUCCAGAAGCAUCGCUUUUGGUCAAAACUAGAUCGGAGACUGAUAUUAAUUGCUGCUAGUGCAGCAUUGAGUGCCAUUCUCGUACUUUUGAUAAUAAUGUUUGCAGUUCAAGGAUCUACCCCAGCUAAUAAACUCAAAGUUAUUUCAACGUUAUCGUGUGGUCGUCGUCCAGGUGCAUUCCAAAGGCCUUGGUUAGCGGAAGUCUACUUUCGGAAAGACUCAACUUGGGAACGCCCGAACAUAAUGGGGGUCAUCCUUAGCCCGCGAUACAUUCUAACUCCGGCGCACGAGUACAGCAUUUACUCCGAGUUUGGUGUCCGUGUUCUUUUCGGCGAAAUCAACCAUCCUCACUCGGUAGAAGAUUCGUACUUUGCAAAUCGAACUUAUCGGGACGUAAUUAACGCCGAGUCCGAAGUUCACGAAAACUUCAAGCUUGGCGUCAGAAGGUUCAACCUUGGCCUGCUGCGUUUAGACACGGACGUCGAGUUCACUGACCGCAUCCAGCCAAUCUGCCUGCCGGAUGUUCGUCCUGAACCGCCGGAGCGGUUCACAAUCCUGCCGGAUGUGGUUAACGGGAGCUCCACCGUGACUAGGGUGGACUUUGGUCGUUGUUCGAGCGAAUGGCGACGGUAUGGAUUCCACGAUAGACCGGAGUUUUCCGAAAGUCACGCGUGUGUCAAACUGGAGCGCGAGCAUGACGACUGUUACGGAAUUGAGGGAUCGCCCCUGCUGGGGCGUUUUGAGGACCACGGUGUGGAACGAUUUGUGCAGUAUGGGUUCAAAUACUUUGGCGAUUGUACGGACGGGUUGCAGAUCUAUACCAAUGUGAGCUUUCAUUUGGAGUGGAUUUUGGAGAGGAUAAGGGUUUGAACUUUAAAGUACCAAAA